AUGGCAUCCUCACAACCCGUAAAGCCACCACUGGCAGGCCAGCCCGCACAAGCCCAGCGAGGCUCCCAAGCCGGCCUGAAAUACCCAUCCAGCGGCAAGACGAUAUACAACCGCCCCCUGAACCGCAGCCGGACGCAGGAGCUCAGCCAGGCAAGCUUUGCCUACCUGUUUGGUGAGAUGGUCAGCUAUGCGCAGAAGCGGGUAACGGGCAUUCAGGAUCUGGAGAAGCGAUUGAAUGUCCAAGGCCAUCCUAUCGGCCUCAAACUCCUUGAUCUCCUCCUCUACCGCGAGCCCACGCGCUCGCAAACGCGGCCCCUCAACAUCAUCGCCCUGCUACAAUUCAUCACCACGGCCCUCUGGCGCCACCUCUUCUCGCGGCCUGCAGAUGCGCUGGAGAAAUCUUCGAACCCAGAGACACCGGACGAGUAUAUGAUCUCGGAUAACGAGCCCCUGGUUAAUCAGUACAUCAGCGUGCCCAAGGAGAUGAACCAGCUGAAUUGUGCGGCCUUUGUUGCGGGUAUUGUGGAGGGUGUUUGUGAUGGGGCGGGUUUUCCGGCAAGGGUUACGGCCCAUAGUGUGGGGAAGGGAGAGGAGGGAGAACUGUGGCCGGGGAAGACGGUUUUCUUGGUAAAGUUCCAGCCGGAGGUUGUGGAGAGGGAGGCUUAUUUGGGGAAGAGUUGA
Messenger RNA from Lachnellula hyalina, 681 nucleotides. It is a transcript of the gene trs31, whose product is annotated as Transport protein particle subunit. Gene Ontology annotation, cellular component: TRAPPI protein complex; TRAPPIII protein complex; TRAPPII protein complex. Gene Ontology annotation, biological process: endoplasmic reticulum to Golgi vesicle-mediated transport. NCBI's taxonomy places the organism in Eukaryota, Fungi, Ascomycota, Leotiomycetes, Helotiales, Lachnaceae. The transcript has 2 exons. The coding region runs from base 1 to 681 and encodes 226 amino acids. The record is from RefSeq and is a predicted model, not a curated record.